This is a messenger RNA of Penicillium pulvis, 567 nucleotides long. RefSeq names its product Zn(II)2Cys6 transcription factor domain-containing protein. NCBI's taxonomy places the organism in Eukaryota, Fungi, Ascomycota, Eurotiomycetes, Eurotiales, Aspergillaceae. Gene Ontology annotation, biological process: regulation of DNA-templated transcription. The record is from RefSeq and is a predicted model, not a curated record. The transcript has 4 exons. Gene Ontology annotation, molecular function: zinc ion binding; DNA-binding transcription factor activity, RNA polymerase II-specific. The coding region runs from base 1 to 567 and encodes 188 amino acids.
AUGGUCGACGCUUUUCACAACGAGAGCGGGCUUGUGUCAACGGCGCUUCGGCCGAUUCGCAAGAAGUUCGCCAAACCGCCCGUGAAGGUAGCUUGUUUGCCUUGCCGCGCCUCACGAACCCGAUGCGGUGGACAAGAGCCGUGUUCUAACUGUCUCAACAAAGGCCGAAAAUGCUCUUAUCUACCCAGCAAACGGGGUGGGCCUCGGACGAAGAAGCAAAGGCCCUCCCCGUCGCCUGAGGAAGAUGCGGCUCAACAGGAUAGUUCACAGUUUGCGACGAUCUCCGCUGAAUUUGAAGAACCGUCGGGGAUGUUUACACAAAUCGAUGUACUCUCUCUGCCAGGCGCAGGAUUACGGCAUCUAGACUUCCCUCAGCAAGUGUCUUCUCUGUUCCAGGGUUACUAUGCUGGGGAUGCAGAUGCCGCUCAUGUUCCCCUGGAACUUAUGCCGUCGCCAUUGACUGGCGCACAGUGCUAUGUACGAACUUACGGAAGUGAGCCAGAAAUGUAUGUUCAUCCCGACCCCAUGGCGCGUGUAGGAAAGCUUCUGAUCAUACUUGCAGAUUAA